Molecule: messenger RNA, 2963 nt
Organism: Phycodurus eques (leafy seadragon)
Lineage: Eukaryota; Metazoa; Chordata; Actinopteri; Syngnathiformes; Syngnathidae
Gene: cabp7a
Product: calcium-binding protein 7
Exons: 5
Coding region: 366-1013 (215 amino acids)
Molecular function (GO): calcium ion binding
Source: RefSeq, a predicted model, not a curated record
UUGCGCGUCGCGUACGUGGGCGCUGCAUCGCCCCCGGGGGCGGUGGGAGUAGGAAGGAAGGAAGUGAGAGUGCGCGCCCGUCCAACAAGUGGCUCUCCCGCCACGCACGAGCACUCUGCCGCAGCGUGUGCACGCACCCGCACGCGCCUUGGACUUUUUUGGGUUUGUUUUUUUUCUCAAUUAUUUUCAAUGAAUGCUAGUGAGCGAGGCGAGGUUUUGCCUCCGUCCUCCUCCAUGGACUCGUUGCCGUUGCCGAUGCCGCUGCUGCUGCCCUCCCCCGGUGGCCGUCGAGGCAAGUCGGGAUCCCGUCGCUAGAUUUCCACCCCUCUUGCCCCCCUGGGCUCGCCGGGAAGAGGGUCGCAGCCAUGCCGAUGCACCCGAUCACCUCCACGCUCAUGUACCGGGGGGUGUGCACCAUCCCGGACAUCCUCUCCUACAGCGCCCCAGUCAACCUGCCAGAGGACGAGGUGGAAGAGAUCCGCGAGGCGUUCAAAGUGUUCGACCGUGACGGGAACGGCUUCAUCUCCAAACAGGAGCUGGGCAUGGCCAUGCGAUCCCUGGGGUACAUGCCCAACGAGGUCGAGCUCGAGGUCAUCAUACAGAGGCUCGACAUGGACGGCGACGGGCAGGUGGACUUCGAGGAAUUCGUCACUCUGCUCGGUCCAAAGCUGACAGCGGCCGCCAUGCCGGACAAAUUCAACGGAACCGACUUUGACUCGGUUUUCUGGAAGUGUGACAUGCAGAAGCUGACGGUGGAGGAGCUGAAACGUCUGCUGUACGACACCUUCUGCGACCACCUCUCCAUGAAGGACAUCGAGAACAUCAUCAUGACCGAGGAAAACCACAUCGAGAACCCCGACGACUGCCAGGUGGAUAUCGACAGUUCCAGCCCGACGCAGCAGGUCAAGCAGACGUGCGUUCGCAAGAGCCUGAUCUGCGCCUUCGCCAUCGCCUUCAUCAUCAGUGUCAUGCUGAUCGCCGCCAAUCAGGUGCUGCGUAGUGGCAUGAAGUAACGGACAACAAAAGUAACAACAGCACAGACAUUUUUCCAAGGAGCUGGUGUACAAAGACCCAUGAACCACAUAUCACUCCAACUCGUUGUCGUCGUGCGAGUCGUGACUUGUGCGUGUGUGUGAGUGUGUGUGUGUGUGUGUGUGCACGCACGUGUGUGUUUGUGCAGAAUACAGUGAACCCCCGUUUAUCGUGGGGAUACAUUCCCUACACACCCGCGAUAGAUGAAAAUCUGCGGUGUAGAGAAACCACGUAAAACCUUAGUUUAUUGCUAACGUAUAAUGCGAAGUGCCAUAGACAGACUGACAGAAUUAGUAUCGAUGUCAUGUAAUUAAAAACCUUCGAAUAACUGCUAUUUUCCCCAAACGGAGCAGCAAUAGAUACUCUUCUCUGUGGGAGCAACCAAUAUUAAUAUUAUCCACUUCUUCUCGCUGUUAAUUACGCUGCGUCUCUUCUCAGUGGCAUGUGUGUGGCACAACGUGGUACUACACUCAAGGUGCGCAACUCUAAAUUUGGACUUGCCUGUACACGGUCAAACCGCAUAAAAAAUAUGAAAAAUCCGCAAUGUAGUUGGGGUUCACUGUACUGCGGAGCCCACGAGGAUGCAGGGGACGCUUUUGGUGGACAAACAAGAGCAACAAACUAGGACAACCUCAUCUAUGCAUGACAUGCAUGGACUUCAGCGAGCGUCUUUUUGUAUAUCCGCGUUUCCAUCAUGAUCACACCGACUGUGUAUUAAUACUAAACUGUGAGCCAGUGUGUGCGUGUGUUUGUGUGUGUGUGUGUUUGAAGAGGAAUGGCUCCUUUAUUUUGGGAAAGUCACAAAUUGGGGAAGGUCACCGAAAUGUCCGAAGCGUGUGUGUGGUAUGUGUGUGUGUGUGUGUGUGUGUGUGCAUACGUGCAUGUGUGUGUGCGUCUGCGUUUGACAGAAUGCGUUGUCAUGAAGCAAUAAACAAAGAUGGCGUCCACUCAUCUCAAAAAGGACUUAUUUUUCAAUAAAAAUAAUCAAAAUUAACAUUUUGGCAAUGCAAUAGGGUUGAGAAGCCCCAAAAUGUGGCAAUAAAUGAUUCAAAUUGGCUAACACGAGCUAACAUGGGCUAACACGCGAACAUGCGCUACUUUAUGCUAACACAUGCUCACAUGUACUAUCGUGCACUAACAUAUGCUUCCGAGAUGACAUGCUAAUACCAGAGGUGGGGGACUCCAGUCAUGUGACUUGGACUUGAGUCACUGAUUUUAUGACGUGCGACUUGCUUGGUUACAACGUAUGAAAAACUUGACUUAGUCUUGGCUUUCCUGAGACUCCACUUGACUUGGACUUGAACUACAUGAUUUGACAAGUCAUACUGUCAAUAUAGUGUGGCCUUUGUUUUUGAACGAACAGUUUUUUUUUGUAUUAUUUGUGUCGUGCGUGCCACUAAUCUGGCAACCUGGCUGGUAGGUAGAGGCUAUGCCCCCCCAUUGGCCCGGCCACAAACAAGGGCUGAGGCAGCCUCAUUGAGCAAGGAGCACAGAGGAAACUCCGAGAUUACAUUUGGAUUCACGGAUUAUCUUUUGGAUAGAAAUGGGGGGAAAACAAGAGCAACAUGGAAGGUUUGCAGCUCAAGGAUAAAUGACACAACUUGGACAAGGUCUACCUUCAUCUGCCUGACGCAGGUAAGCUAGCUAGGUUAGCUUCACAGUACCUCUCUAAUAGCCAGGGGCUUCACUAGGUUUUAUGACUGGGGGGGGGCUUAGCCACCAGGAGAUGCACAGGAUGUGAGUGUGGCGCGCUAGCACUAAGAGAGGAUUUUGCACGCCCUUGUCUUAGUUCUGGCAGCGUGCAAGUCCUCAAGGGUGGGUAGGGGGGUACCGUCAAUCCUUUCAGCAGUUUUGAUUGUCCGUUCCAGUCGGAGUUUGUCCUUUUUUGUAGCAGCACCAAACCAGACUGUGAUGGAAGAACACAGGACUGA